Molecule: messenger RNA, 1394 nt
Organism: Emericellopsis atlantica
Lineage: Eukaryota; Fungi; Ascomycota; Sordariomycetes; Hypocreales; Bionectriaceae
Product: translation initiation factor eIF 4e-like domain-containing protein
Exons: 3
Coding region: 443-1252 (269 amino acids)
Biological process (GO): translational initiation
Cellular component (GO): eukaryotic translation initiation factor 4F complex
Molecular function (GO): RNA 7-methylguanosine cap binding; translation initiation factor activity
Source: RefSeq, a predicted model, not a curated record
UUUAUUAUGAACGCCCAUGCCCAUAACAGGCCAGCUAUCGUUCGUACAGCUAAUAGUUAGUAUCUAUUCAGUCGAAUUCAGGGGUCUCACGACCUGAAACUAUCAAUUGCUGUGCCUCAGGACUCAGGAGGGGUGGGCCCUGUUAUACCUAUAAUUCAACAGAUGAUUGACCACCUGUGCUGCACUGGGGGUAUUUUCAGCUUGGAGCUUCUGUUGGGAUAAUCAAUCACUCGACCGUUGUGUGGUUAAUUGCCUGGUCAUUUAAUAUCUGUCAAGUUCAGUGGCUGAGCUUCGCUCGUCUCGUCUUUCCGUUGCUCACCGGCUGAAUCGUAUCCCCACCACCACAUCAGGACACUCUCGCUCGCUGCCCCUCCAUCUACUUACACCUCGCGCACCACCUUGACACCAGGCCUCUCGAAACCGUCGCCAGUCGCCGUUCAUCAUGUCGUCUCGACCACAGCUCUCGGCCUUCACGCGCGGCCUCUCGGCCCUCUCGCAAAGCCAGAGUGCCGAUGGCGCCAACUCGCCCGCUGAGCAGCGCGACGACGCGAAGCGCAACUUCCUCAAGACGAUGCGGCCGCUCCCGACGCAGCACUACUGGCACGUCUACUUUGACCGCCAGAACAAGGAGGCCGCCGCCGAUGGCCAGGAGUACAACGCCGAGCUCGAGCAACUCGGCUCCCAGAUCGAGUCCGUCCAGGACUUUUGGCGUUACAACAACAACACACCCGUCGACAUGAUCAAGAUGCGCGAGAGCAUCUACCUCUUCAAGUCUGGAUUCCGACCGGUGUGGGAAGACCGCCGAAACCUCAACGGUGGAAGUUGGACCUUCCGCGUGCCCAAGGCCAGCGGGCCCGAUGUCUGGACGCGCGUCCAGCUGCUGGCCAUUGGAGAGGUGCUUGAGGCGGCAUUGGACAAAGAUGACCAGCUGUGCGGCGUCGGCCUGUCCGUCCGCUUCAACUCCCACCUCAUCUCCAUCUGGCACCGCGAUUCGUCCAAGCAGAACUCGAUUGACGGCAUCUUUGCCUGUGUGAUGGAGCAGCUCCCGGAGGAGCUCAGGCCCAAGGAGGACGGGUGUUUCUACAAGAAGCAUGCGGACCACCCUGGGUUCAACCCGCCGCCCGAGCUCAGGGCCGUGCUGGAUUCACAGCGCAGGGCGGCCGAGCAAAAGGCGGCCGGCGGCGAUGAUGCGGACGAGAAUGUGCCGGCGGCGGAGGGCCAGCCGGAGGUCAAGGUGGACUCGAUGCAAUGAUUUACGAAGAUAUGACACUCUGCGGAGAUAUGACUGCAUUACGGGCGUUAGGGCACCCAUUUUGGACGAUUCCAUCUUGGAAGAUCAAUCAUGAAUAGACACGAGCAGCUUCCCUGUCGAGAAAGAACCUCGUCAUCGUGUG